Messenger RNA from Trichoplusia ni (cabbage looper), 2300 nucleotides. RefSeq names its product nucleolar protein dao-5-like. The record is from RefSeq and is a predicted model, not a curated record. Lineage: Eukaryota; Metazoa; Arthropoda; Insecta; Lepidoptera; Noctuidae. The transcript has a single exon. The coding region runs from base 474 to 1706 and encodes 410 amino acids.
UUUCCAGAGUAUUUGUGUGUCAUAAAAUUAACAAUGAGGUGAAAAGUCGUCCUAACGAAUUCGGGACAUUUGUUUUAAUAUUCAUUAUAUAAUGAGGCGCUCCGCGAUCGGUCGCCGCCUUGCGCGCUUUCACUCGGUACGCUAUUAAUUACGUACACGAUUGUGUUCAGUCGGUUAUAUUUACUCAACUGUUUCGACUGCUGAAAGAUAAAGAAAUAGCUAAAGUGGCGCGCUACACGACGCCCGUAUCUUAUCGCAUCCACUCUAUUGAUCACUCGACACAUAUCGCGAACGGCUCGCCUUAUACGGACGACCGUGCCACCUUUAUUGUCCAAUUUAACAUAUAGACGUGUACUGUUAUAGGCGCGAUGUUACCGGUGAAGUCAUAAUGUGCGUCGUUCAAAAAUAGAAAUACAGUGUUUACAGGAAAAUAGUAUCAAUAACAAAGUGUUGCGGUUUGUAAUUGAACGGAAAUGGCAGCUAAAUCGCCUACGAUGAGUGUGAAGUCGCGGGAAAUGAUCGGAGUGGAACAGUUCAGUCAGCGGCGCGAAGUGUUCGGCAAGCACGACACGGUGUUCCUGCCGCCGGCGUCGCCCGUCAGCUACCGGGAGGCCGAGCCCAUAGUCACGUCAAACCACGGUAAAACCACCGCCAACUUUAAACGUAACACACCCGGAUACUCAAGCAUGAGGGAGUCACGGAACGAAGAGCGACUCUUCGAGUUUCGGCCGAGGAAGUACUCUGAUAAUUUUACUUCAGAAUUGAAUCAAAGUGACGAUGUGGAAUACAGACAUACGAUGACUGAAAGAACGCGGCGCCUGUCAAAACUUCGCCGAGAUUUUAUGACGUCCAACAUACACGAGCCAGGUAGUACCAGUCCUUUCAACCGCUCUGGGACCAGGGCCUCUAUGCCGGCUAACAGUACCUCUCCUAUUAAAUAUAAAAUCGAGAGUCCUAAUCUAUACAAGUUCCCAUUUGCUGAGCCUUAUUCUACACCGACGCCGGUUCGAAGAGUUGUUGUUGACCUCGGCUCGUCAGAGGUAGAUGGCGGCAAGGAGAAUGAAGAUCCGGAAAGAGUUAAACAUCAGAGUUUGUCUGCCGAGACCACUCCAAAAAUUGAUCAACAAAAGUUAUUCGAGGAGUUGGUGAAGAGAUACUCUCCUCAGCGCAAGCCGAUCGACUGGCAGUUACCCCCGACCAAGCCGAGAGUUGUCGCGUCCGUCCCCAAGUCUAGUUCUAGUGUGGCCGAUAGUAUCGAUAGUGGAGAUAAAAAGUUAAAUGAAGAGAAACAUGACAAAGUUGGUGAUGAUGACGUGUUUAACAAGAAGGAAAACGGUGAAGUGCCCGCGGCUAUCAGUGAUAAAUCUAGUGACGAAUCCAAGAACAACACCGAAGGGGCUGUGCAGAACGGACCGGAGUCGCUAGGUGCUGAGACAACAAGCGAUGGUAAAUUAAAAACCUCACAAUCUGAAUUAGACGAGAAACAGGAUCAAGUGCCGGAGCUGUCGAAUAUUCAAAGACAGAUUAGCAGGGAGACCCCUAAAAAGCCACCUUUAGACAAAAUUGUAGAUUUAAGUAUACCAGCACUAAUACAGAAGAUGAAUGUGGAAGGCGACGACCUGGAGAGUAGCAACAAAAAGUCCAAGAAAGUCAAGAGAAAACGUAGCUUCUUAGACAAGUUGCUAGGUCGCAAGAAAGAUAAAUAGUAGCGAUAUAAGUUAUAACAUUGAUGUGAUAUUGAAUAUACUGCAACAUGGUGCAGACCAGCCAAAGAUUAAUAGAAGACGUCAUUUCUGUAAUCUUUUUGAUAUGUAGAUAUUUUUCUUUACAUUGCAAAGGAAUAAACCGAUAGAUUUAUUUAUAUCUAAAAUAAUUAAGGCCAGUCUUCCUCAGUUUUUUAUCGUAAUGCAUUGGUUGGGUUAUCACUAGCUGAUAAUACUAAGUGCCAAGUGACACGCCCUAUCUGCCAAAUUCAAAGUGUUUUAUAACAAAAUAAUGUAUUAUGUGAAUAGCUUGAAACUAAUAUGGAGACUAUUAAUCGAGGUGACUUGUAUUAUGCGACUAGCUAUUAUUAUUAUUGGCUGAAUUAAUUGCAAUACUUCCUGUAAAUUUUCCGUUAACGUGUCGUUCAGUUAUCAAUAGGUACAACUUAAUGAUGUCAUUAUCACAUAAAACUAUUAAUAACUCGCUCUAUAUAAAUGUUUUCAUAAUUCUAAUAUAAAUAAUGUACAUAAUUCCAGAAUGAAGCUAGUGAGCCUUCGAACCAAAUAUUUUCUUAAUAAAUUUUCUGUUUAUAAAAA